This is a messenger RNA of Coregonus clupeaformis (lake whitefish), 886 nucleotides long. RefSeq names its product electrogenic sodium bicarbonate cotransporter 1-like. The transcript has 4 exons. Gene Ontology annotation, cellular component: membrane. Lineage: Eukaryota; Metazoa; Chordata; Actinopteri; Salmoniformes; Salmonidae. Gene Ontology annotation, biological process: monoatomic anion transport. Gene Ontology annotation, molecular function: monoatomic anion transmembrane transporter activity. The record is from RefSeq and is a predicted model, not a curated record. The annotation marks the transcript as partial.
GCUAGCCUACACUGGAUACUAUUUAGCUGGUAGCUAGCCUACACUGGAUACCAUCCGACACCAUAGCUAGACAACACUGGAUACUAUCUGCCGGUAGCUAGCCGACACUGGAUACUAUCUGCUAGUAGCUAGCUGCCUUGCUGGCCAGGAUCCUGGAGAGAGAAGACCACCUGUAGAUGGGUCUGGUGGCAGAAGAGGAGCUGUAGAUGAUUGUUUAAAGGGUUCAGAAUGAGUGGGUCCAUCCCCAACACGCUGCAGGUGAACGAGCCCAAGCGCUAUGGCUCCACGUUGUCUCUGGAAGAGAAGUGUGAACAGUCUUUCUUCCUCUUCUACUAUUACAGGAUGGAGGACGAGGCCGUGCUGGACCGAGGGGCUUCAUUCCUCAAACACGUCUGUGAUGAAGAGGAGGUAGAAGGUCACCACACCGUCUACAUCGGAGUGCAGAUGCCCAAGAGCUACCGGCGUCGGAGACGUCACCGCCGGAGAGGCAGCCACAAGGACAGGAAGGAUCAUCUGACAGAGAACGCCUCUGACAGGUCCGACACAGAAAACAACGAUGAGGCCAGCAACAGCAUCCUCAAACCGCUCAUCUCUCCCGCGGGCGAGAGGAUCCGCAUUAUGCUGGGAGAGGAUGAUGAUGGACCUUCACCACCUCAACUCUUCACUGAGCUGGACGAGCUGCUCUCUGUGGAUGGGCAGGAGAUGGAGUGGAUGGAGACAGCCAGGUGGAUAAAGUUUGAGGAGAAGGUGGAGAAGGGUGGAGAGCGUUGGAGUAAACCCCACGUGGCCACGCUGUCGCUCCACAGCCUGAUGGAGCUGCGGACCUGUAUCGAGAAGGGAACCAUCAUGCUGGAACUGGAGGCCUCCACGCUGCCACAGGUUGUUG